Messenger RNA from Momordica charantia (bitter melon), 1036 nucleotides. Its product is annotated as VQ motif-containing protein. Gene Ontology annotation, molecular function: calmodulin binding. Lineage: Eukaryota; Viridiplantae; Streptophyta; Magnoliopsida; Cucurbitales; Cucurbitaceae. The record is from RefSeq and is a predicted model, not a curated record. Gene Ontology annotation, biological process: response to osmotic stress. Gene Ontology annotation, cellular component: nucleus.
UUCUUCCGUCUCUCCCCUUCUCCCAUUUCUCUCCCUUCACUCCCCACUCCCCAAACAAACAAAUGCUCUGAAUUCUCGUUCCCAUUCAGAUUCCUCUCUCCCCUUCGAUUUCAAUGGCCUCCUCCGACAAUUUGGCCAGCGUCGUCAAUCCCUGGGCCUUCCGCUCCUCCUUCCUGGACCCCUGGAUUUCCGAUCCCUUCUCCAGAGACUCCGACGCUCUCACUACGGCGCUCCACAGAUCCCUCGCCGGCGCCGAUUCCCAAGUCAUCACCUCCUUUCUCGAUCUCAUCAAGUCCGACGCCGCGCCUCCCUCCACGCCCUCUGUUUCUGGACUCUCCGCCGGCGGCGCUGCUUCCGAGGCCGAGACGGCGCCGCCGAGGCGCCAGAGAGGCUCGGUACCGCCGUCGGGAGGGAAGGUCUCCAAGCGCAAGUCGCGGGCCUCGAAGCGGAACCACACGACGUUCAUCACGGCCGACGCGGCCAACUUCCGCCAGAUGGUGCAGCAGGUCACCGGCGUCAGAUUCGGGAGCUCGCAGUCGCAGGCUCAGACGGCGCCGAUCCUGAAGCCGGAGCCGCAGAGGCCCGGGGGGCGGCUGCCCGGCGCCGGCGCCCUCCCCACGCUCGACACCUCGGCUUUCUUGCUCAGCCACCACCAGCAGAGCUCCGGGAGCGGAUCUGAGAUUACUGGGCCGGGCCCGCUCGAUUUUGGGCCGGGUUUGGGCAUCGCCAAUGGAGGGCCCAUCGGGUCGGGUUUUGAUACAUUUUCCACUUUUCCCACGCUCGAGUCGUGGAAGGCGGUCAUGUGAUAGAUAGGAUAGUUCAUAGUUAAUUUUUAAUGCCUUUUUUUUUCCUUUUUGGAAAUUAAUUUUUAGUACUUUUUUGUUUUAAUUUUAGUGGAGGAUCUCUCAGGUAGUAAGAUGACGGGGCUGGACAUAAGGUUUUUUUUUUCCCUUUUUUUCUUCCGCUUUUGAAAAUCCAGUGGUGUAAUGUAAUGAUAAUAUAUUAUAAAUAUUAAUGGUACUUUUUCUUUCCCAAA